AAACGUAUGUACAGCCACAUAACCAAAAUCCCAAGUGUGCAAAAAAACGCUUAAUCUGGAACCCUUUUGACCCUGCACUUUUCCGCUGAAUGAUGCAAAAUGAAGCAGGAGUUGGAUUCCGCAGAAAAACCCCUCUCUCUCUCUCUCUCUCUCUCUCUCUCUCUCUCACUCACGGGUCAUCCCUGAAAAACGCCCGCUUUGAGCUUUCAACUGCCAAAGGGGACGGAGAAACUACUCUUCUUGAUGGUAUCAGAAAAAGCCGUGAGCAGAACUGCCCUCAUCUUUCUUGAAAAUCUGCAUGUUGUUGAAUUUACACUUCAUUUCAUUCGAAUUCUCUCUCAAUUUAACUCUCACUAUAAAAUCCUCACGAAUUCUUGUACGAUUUCAUUGAUAUGGAAAAACAUACCAUUUUGUGUUCCCUGUUUUCUUCUGUAGUUUUUUUCUUCCCUCCAACUUGUGAUGGGUUCUUUUUCAGUUUCUUCGUUGUUUUGAUGAAUAAAUGAUAACCCAUCUCCCUUUUAUGGUUAUCUUUGAGACCCAUGUUUCUGAUUUGAAAAAAAAAAAUUGGAAAUCUUCUCAAAUAGGGAGCCUUUCAUUUGGUUUUCACUUUCUCCCUAGAUUUUGAGGGAUGGUUCUUUCUUUGUCGUUGAUUUGAUCAAUAAAUGAAAACCCAUUUCCCUUUUGCUCUUUCCAUUGGGACCCAUGUUUCAUAAUCAGUUCAUGCACUUCUUGAAAUCAAUUCACACAUUCAGAAGGAAAACCCCUUUUGAUUGUGUUUUUGAAGCCAUGUUUUUGACAAUCUUGUAGUUCGAGGGGAUAGGAUGUUAGUAUAUGGUAGAUUACUAAGAGAGCCAAUCUCCUAUCCAUAGGAGUUGAACCCUAAACCUCACGCUCCAAAGGAGUGCUACCAUUGGGCCAAACCCUAAGGUCGUUCGAGGGGCUUUUCAAUGGCUAGCUCUUGUUUCAAGCCAUUUCGACUGAAAAAGUCGAAGGAAAAGCAAUUGCCAACCCCUUUUUGGAAAACCCAAAUGAAUUCUGAGUUGGAAAAGAUGGAAAAGAAGAGAUUUGACAGUUUGGAAUCAUGGUCAAUGAUUUUGGAUUCUGAUAAUGUUGAGACUUGGGAGGCUUCAUCAUCAUCAAAGGAAGAUAAAGAGGAAUGGACUGCGGACCUUUCCCAGCUGUUUAUUGGGAAUAAGUUUGCUUCUGGGGCCCACAGCCGGAUUUACAGGGGGAUUUACAAGCAGAGGGCAGUGGCAGUGAAAAUGGUGAGGAUUCCUACUCACAAGGAGGACACCAGGGUUUUGCUUGAACAGCAGUUCAAGUCUGAAGUUGCCUUGCUUUCACGUCUCUAUCAUCCCAACAUAGUGCAGUUCAUUGCAGCUUGCAAAAAGCCUCCUGUGUAUUGCAUCAUCACUGAAUACAUGUCACAAGGAAAUCUAAGGAUGUACCUCAACAAGAAAGAGCCAUACUCACUUUCAACCGAAACAAUUUUGAGGUUGGCCCUCGAUAUAUCUCAUGGAAUGGAGUAUCUUCAUUCGCAAGGGGUGAUCCACAGAGACCUUAAGUCAAAUAACUUGCUUUUAAAUGACGAGAUGAGGGUUAAGGUUGCGGAUUUUGGUACUUCGUGUCUAGAAACACAAUGCCAAGAAUUGAAAGGGAACAAAGGGACUUACCGGUGGAUGGCCCCUGAGAUGAUCAAGGAGAAAGCAUACACUCGGAAAGUUGAUGUGUACAGUUUCGGGAUCGUGCUGUGGGAGCUCACCACAGCUUUGCUUCCAUUUCAGGGAAUGACCCCUGUGCAGGCUGCCUUUGCUGUGGCUGAGAAGUCAUCAUUGCUCUUUGUGAGUCCCAGAAAUUGGAGGAAUUCUCGAUGCUUAGUGGCGUUUUAUUUAUAACAUUGGCAGAACGAACGACCACCGCUGCCUCCUAGCUGUCAACCUGCACUUGCGCACCUCAUCAAACGUUGCUGGGCAGCAAACCCAUCUAAGCGACCGGAUUUCACCAACAUUGUGUCGACUUUGGAGAAGUACGAUGCGUGUGUGAAGGAGGGCCUCCCACUUUCUUCCCAUUCAGGGUUGGUCAGUCGUAACGCCAUUCUUGAACGUCUGAAAGGCUGCGUAUCCACUAGCUCAUCUAUACCUGUACAUACCUAACUCUCUAUCAAGAGUUCCAAUAUUAUAUUCUGUCUUUUCAGAUGUAAAUAUUUCAUAGAUGUCACAACUCUAUAUCAUCAAGUCCAGGGACACAGAAACCGAUCACAGAAUCAAGCUACAAGCCGUGUCUUUAGUCGGUUUCUGCAUCAUGUAGAUUCGUUACUUGUAUUUAUUUGAUUCAAUGAUGUUUGUAUAACUUCAUUCUGAAGGUCUGAGGUAUGGCACUGAUCUGGUGAUUGUAACCGCCUUUAGUUUUUACUAGAAACUUAAUUGAAGGUGACACGUACUAUCUUCGCUUUACUAUAGUAGGUUUAGUAGGUUUCAAUGUAAGUACGACUUCAUAAUGUUGUUUGACAUUGUAUUCAUGCAAUGAAAUGAUUUUUUUUUUCUUUUC
Rhododendron vialii is the source of this 2547-nucleotide messenger RNA. RefSeq names its product serine/threonine/tyrosine-protein kinase HT1. NCBI's taxonomy places the organism in Eukaryota, Viridiplantae, Streptophyta, Magnoliopsida, Ericales, Ericaceae. Gene Ontology annotation, biological process: protein phosphorylation. The record is from RefSeq and is a predicted model, not a curated record. The coding region runs from base 948 to 1895 and encodes 315 amino acids. Gene Ontology annotation, molecular function: protein kinase activity; ATP binding. The transcript has 3 exons.